Molecule: messenger RNA, 1740 nt
Organism: Nezara viridula (southern green stink bug)
Lineage: Eukaryota; Metazoa; Arthropoda; Insecta; Hemiptera; Pentatomidae
Source: the annotation of a GenBank genome assembly
CCCAGAAGUAAACUUUGUUAUCCUCUUUGGGAAUUAAGUUAGUACCCUAACCUUCUCCAAGUGGUUUUAUUUUCUUAAUUGGGUUGUUCAAGUUUUAAAAAAAAAUUUAUGCAAUCUAAUUUUAUCAUUUUAUUAAUUUAAAUGACAUUUGUUUAUAAAUAAUUCCAUGCGUGCAUCAUUUAAGUUUUUGUCCACAAUGGAACAUGUCAAAGAACGUGUAUUUCAAGCUUUUUCCCAUAGCCCUCAUAAGGGCGAAAUUUUUGAAGGAAAAUUGAAGAAAUUGUUGGCUGCCAUGGAUAAGCUUACUGCUGAUGAUGUUAAGUUGGACAAAAGCCUCCUAAAUGGCCCUCAUUCAGCUCCUGUUACUUAUGUAGAGAUUUUAGAACAUCCUAAGUAUACAAUUAACAUGUUUGUUCUGAGGCCAGAGAGCAAACUUCCUCUCCAUGAUCACCCUUUGAUGCAUGGGAUAUGUAAAGUGGUAUGCGGGAAAGUAGUAAUUCGAAACUUUUCGCUAACAGAAGAUUCUUCUACUAUUAGAUUAGAUAGGGUAUUGACUGUGAAAGAACCAGAGAGAAUAGUGACUGAAAAAGAUCCAGCUGUACUGCUUACUCCAAGCAAAGGUAACAUCCAUGAAAUUCAAGCAAUAGAUGGUGGAGCUGCAUUUGUCGAUGUUUUGGCACCUCCAUACAUGUCUGAAAUUGAAGGACUUGGCCCUCGGCCAUGUAAUUACUUCAAGGAAGUUGGAGAAAAGCAGGGGUAUACUGAACUCAUUAAAAUUGAGAAAGUUCCUGAAUAUUGGACUGAUGUUUCUCCUUAUCUUGGCCCUUAACCAAUGAUUUUAUUAGUGAUUAUCUUUUUUGUAUCUAGAUUAAUGUAUUACAUACAUAUAACUUUAAACGCCCCUGGCAUUACAGAAUUGUGAUAGUAAGCUUUAUGUACAAUUAAGUACUGAUUAAAUUUCUGUUUAAUGAUUACCAGCGAUUAAUAGUAGUGGGUUUAAAAUUGUCGAUAAUCUUUUCAAUGGAUGUAUCUAUCUAAAAUACUGUUUAUUAUGAAAUUUUAGACACUAAUCCUCUUUCUUAUAUAUUUAUGAUUUUUUUUAUAGCUGCUAUUUUAUCUAAAAUUUUUGAUGGGGAAAUGGGUAGCUUUUCUCAAGUAACUGAUUUUUCAAACUUGCUGAUGUAACAUGUAAUAAUUUUACAAAACAGAUUUAAAAUGAAAUAAUAUGCCUUUUUAUACAAAUGAAAUGUAACAAAAUAUUGAUUUUAGGAAUAACUUUCAUCAUGAUAUUUAUAUACUAUGUAUAUGUACAUAUCAUGAGUACAGUGUCUAUUUGUUGAAUUUGAAAACUGUGUUUCACACACAACUGUCAACAAUGAUGUGCUCAUUUACAAGUUAUGAAAAUAUUUAUAUUUAAUUAUGGCUAUCACUAUGAGGAAAUGAACUGUAUGUGUUUUUGUUAUGCACCAUGCUGGUUUUAUUUGUGUAAAUUUUAUAUCUUUAUUAUUUAUUUAAAACUUCUUUAAGAGUGUGGUAAACUGGCCACUUGUAUUGAAAAGAAAUGUGAUAUGUAUGUUUAGUGGAAUUUGUACUUUAAUAAAUGGGAAGUAGUUUAAUUGAGAUAUUAAAAAUUAUUCGUGUAUUGAUAUCAAUGUGGCUGUAAUGAAAUUUUUCAUAACUAAGUUUGGGUUUUACCUAUAUUAUUGUUUAAUGUUUUCAGUAAUAAACUAUUUUUUGUUA